Juglans regia (Persian walnut) is the source of this 1143-nucleotide messenger RNA. Its product is annotated as probable tyrosine-protein phosphatase DSP4. Bases 189 to 797 code for a protein of 202 amino acids. NCBI's taxonomy places the organism in Eukaryota, Viridiplantae, Streptophyta, Magnoliopsida, Fagales, Juglandaceae. Gene Ontology annotation, molecular function: phosphatase activity. Gene Ontology annotation, cellular component: cytoplasm. Gene Ontology annotation, biological process: protein dephosphorylation. The transcript is spliced from 5 exons. The record is from RefSeq and is a predicted model, not a curated record.
UUGAUUGAUUAAACAUCAAUUUCCUCUUUCCUCUGCUAAAAGGAAAGGAAGAUACGAGAACGAUAGACUUGAGAGCUUUUUACAUUCUUUAGAAUCGCUCUUGUAAAUGUAAGCUGAUCCGGUUUUCUGCGGAAUCGGAUUUCCCCUCCUUUUUAAAAAAAAAUAAUAAACAAUUGGCGCCAAAUCCCAUGACGGUCGAGAACUGUACCGAAGCAUCGCCGUCGCUGAAUGUCGGUAGCUCAUCUCCGUCGGAGAAGGAUCUGGCCACCGGAGAUUACGCUGAGCGGGACUCGGAGGAGUUGCUGGUUCCGCCGCUGAACUUCGCGAUGGUCGAUAAAGGCAUAUACCGGUCUGGUUUCCCCGAUUCCGCUAACUUCGGCUUCUUGAAGUCCCUUCGACUCCGUUCCAUCAUAUGUUUGUGUCCAGAGACCUAUCCGCAAGCUAACAAUGAGUUUUUGAAGACUAAUGGGAUUAAACUUUUUCAGCUCGGGAUCGAUGGCUGUAAGGAACCUUUUGUAAACAUUCCUGAGGAAACAAUUCGUGGAGCACUGAAAGUUGUCCUCGAUGCGAGGAACCACCCACUUUUAAUUCACUGCAAACGGGGAAAGCACCGCACGGGUUGUGUGGUGGGAUGCUUAAGAAGAUUGCAAAGAUGGUGCCUGUCUUCUAUUUUCGACGAGUACCAGAGGUUUGCUGCUGCCAAGGCCAGAGUGUCGGAUCAGAGGUUCAUUGAAUUGUUUGAUAUAUCCAGCUUGAAGCAAUCGCCAAUGUCGAUUUCAUGCUCAAAGAGAAAGUAGCAUAGCAAGGCAGAAGGCAUUGCUUCCUCUGAAGAAAAGAAGAAAAAAGCUUUUGGAGGGGCAAUUGAUGGAGAUAGCAAAAUAUAGCGGAUGACGGACGAUAUCUUUCUUCUUCGUCUUCUUCUUUAGCAGUGUUGUUAGGUAAUAUAAGUUGGGUGUCCGUUUUUGUUUGUAUUAACAUUUUACGAUUUUUAUCUUCUCCUUUCCCCUCAUUACCCCCCUCAAAGUCUCUGUGUACUUUUUUUGUGUUCUUUUGGAACAAAGAAAGGCUAAAGGUAGGGAGGAUUGGGGAUGAAACUCUCUCCCUAACACAAAUUUAAUCCAAUGAUAGUUAUUACACUCAAAA